AUGGGCCGUCAAUCAUUAGAGAUCUAUCGUUCACUGGUCAUCUCUGAUGUCAAUCGUCUCCGCCCUCAUGCUUUAAACCAAUCAUCUUCCGGAAAUGGAGGUGGGGAAGAGGGCGGGUUCUGUCAGCUUGAGCGGGAAAACGGAGAGCGGCGAGAGUUCGAGCGGAACACCAGUGCAGGUGAUCAGAAGGAUAAGCAAAGAAAGUAUGCUUCUCAAAGUUCGGGGCAAUUUCAAGAAUCGGGGACAAUUGAGAUGAAAUCACCUAAUCUGAAUGACGAGGAGUUUCACUCUGGCCAUAUGCCUGAUUAUUUGAAGUGUGACUCCUGCAGAGCAAUUUCAUAUCAGAUGCAGGAAUAUCUUUCGAAGUGGGAAUCAAAAAUCUCUGCAGUGAAAGAAGGGAAAGCAGUAUUGAAUGAAUCUGAUUACACCGAUGCUUUGGAGAAAUGCUGCUCCCAGAGUUGGGAAAAGCAUGGCGUAAUAGAGGUGAAUGGCAUUAAACGUCUAUCAGGCCCUGGACUAGAGACUGAAGAUUUUACAGGAGUGAUGAUGAUGAGUGGACCAUGGCCAGGACGGUUGUUCAAAAUGUGCCAGGCUUACCUUGGAGAGUUUUCAGAAGAGGACAUUUACAAUGAAUUCAGGAAAAAUCGAGACUAUUUAGAAGAUUUUCUCUGUUUUGGUAAAAAUGGAGCUUGCACCAAACAUAAAAGUUUCCAAACAGCAUUUAAGGAUGAAAUAUAACCUUUUUGUGUUGGCUGUUUAAAUGACAAGUGCACAUGAGGAAUUUGGGUGAUGGUGUGAGCAGGUGUUAGGGAUGGGGAGGGGAAUCAGCGGAUUUUUAAAAUUCAUUCAAACGAAUUCAGGCCCAUACCCAAAUUUCUGGUAUUCACUCGUCAUAAAAUAAUAUAUAAUAGAUUAAUUAAUUCAUCUAAAUGUUAUUUAAAAUGCUGAUAGAUAGCCAUGCUUUUGUAUCCUCAUAAAUUAUCUUGCUGAUGUUCCAACACAUUCUUCCAUAUAAAUAUUGAGGCCCAGAAACCAAUGGAAUCCAAUAGUACAUAGCCCCCACUACUUAAAAAGUCUGCGUUUAACUGUCAACUCUUUAAACUAACCAAAAAGCAAAAGCUGUUAAUUAUUUGCAUUAGUGUUAAAUUCAAAGUUGCCAUUUUGUUUCUUUUAAUGCUCCAAUUAUAUAGGCAGAAACAGCUUGAGGCCAAUGUUUUAUUGGAAAAUGAAGUAAUGAUUGAUGUGAACUUGCAGAUUGUGUGAACUCUAAGCCACCUAUGAUAAAUUGUUAUCUUUUCUAAUGGCCCUGUGUACAGGCAUUAUUAAAGCUGAAACUAUGUCUGGACAAUUACAACUGACAUAACUUCUGCAGUGCUUUUGAAUUUAGGGAGACUGAAUUGUAAUGUUUGGGUAAUUCAUACCACCAAUAUAGAUAUUCCACACUUUCAUUCAAUACUCUUGCAGUUAUAUGAAUGUAUCAAGAUGAUUGUAUUCACAAAAAUGUAUGUGUUCUAAAUAGGGACUGGAUCUGAAUUUAUAUAUAAGCAAAUGUGUUGUCAGUGGAGGUCUGGAGAACAAUCAGAAUUCAUAAUCAUUUAUAGGUUAAGAUAUGUGUAAAUUGGUUUUAAUCUUUUUGAAAAUAGUUCUCUCUCCUUUUUCUCUACUUUCGAAUACUGUGACCCAUUUAUUAGUCUGAUUUCUUGCUGGGGUUGCCAUUCUUCACAGACACGCCAAGACAGUGAAUAUCAGCAGAAAAUCUUUCCUGGCCUGGUGACAUUGAGGAUGUCUGACUGGGGUGGAGGAGGGCACAAUAUAGAAACAUUAUAGCUAAAUACACUAUUAUCUUCAUCUGUGAGCCAUAUGUACAUCCUUAAUCAAAUAUCACAAAUGAAGAACUUCAAGUUGGCACAGCUUUACAAUCACCUUGGUUGGAAUCAGUGAAGAACAGUUACAUUGUCUGGGUUACAUUGUCUGGUUUUCUGGUCGACAUUGUCUGGUUAUCCUUCACUUUCAUUAACUUAACCAUUGAGGAAAAGUACAGAUAAUUUAUAACCUGGAGAUAACAAUGGUAUUUAUUAUAAGUUCUGUUUAAAACCAUGUUUGAGACUGGACUUUCCACAGUUCACUGAAUAUUCUUUUAUUGACAUAUAGCUGAUAUUAUUCAGUGAUCACGUUUGUUCUGUGUGUAUUUGAAAUUUGCAAUUUAGAUUCAAAUACCAUGAGACAAGUGGAAAGGAUUCCCAAGAGAGGUACUGCAAGCAUGUUUUUGGCAUUUAUUCUAUUCAUUCUGAAGUUUAGUGUUAAUCUUGAGAAAAAUAAAAAGUUUG
Molecule: messenger RNA, 2327 nt
Organism: Chiloscyllium plagiosum (whitespotted bambooshark)
Lineage: Eukaryota; Metazoa; Chordata; Chondrichthyes; Orectolobiformes; Hemiscylliidae
Product: marginal zone B- and B1-cell-specific protein-like
Biological process (GO): regulation of B cell proliferation
Cellular component (GO): extracellular region; endoplasmic reticulum chaperone complex
Source: RefSeq, a predicted model, not a curated record